UCACGCAUGCGCUAAAAGUUACAAGAUGGCGGAGAGUGCGCAACUGAAGCAAAUGGUGAUGAGCCUUCGUGUUUCAGAGCUACAAGUGUUACUCGGCUACGCAGGACGCAACAAACACGGUCGCAAACAUCAACUGUUGACCAAAGCCCUGCACCUCCUCAAGGCCGGCUGCAGCCCCGCUGUCCAGAUGAAGGUGAAGGAGCUGUAUAGACGCCGCUUCCCCGCCAAAAUGCUGUCUCCGGUGGAUCUGGCCCUGCCCAGUGUCCACUCCACCUCCAGCCUGCCCGGAGGCCUCACCUCGCUGGGGUUCGACAGCCACGGAUCCCCCUCGCCUGGCUCUCUGCUGGUGCCCAAACACGAGCUGGGCCUUCACCCCGUACACCCUGACGUGAAUCUCCAGAGGCUGCCCUUCUACGACAUGUUGGAUGAGCUCAUCAAACCCACCAGCCUGGCCUCAGACAACAGUCAGCGGUUUCAGGAGACGUGUUAUGCCUUUGCAUUGACGCCCCAGCAGGUCCAGCAGAUCAGCAGCUCCAUGGACAUCUCUGGGACCAAGUGUGACUUUGCGGUGCAGGUUCAGUUAAGGUUUUGUUUGUCAGAGACGAGCUGUGCCCAGGAAGACCAUUUCCCAUCCAACCUGUGUGUGAAAGUCAACAGCAAGCCCUGCAACCUCCCGAGCUACCUUCCUCCAACCAAAAACGGAGUGGAACCCAAACGGCCGAGUCGCCCCAUCAACAUCACGUCACUGGUCAGACUGUCCACCACAGUACCCAACACUAUCGUGGUGUCGUGGACCUCAGAGAUAGGCAGGAGUUUCUCCAUGGCAGUCUACCUGGCGAGACAGCAGACAUCCACAACCCUGCUACAGAGACUACGAGCCAAAGGCAUCCGCAACCCAGACCACUCCAGAGCUCUCAUCAAAGAGAAGUUAACAGCAGACCCUGACAGUGAGAUUGCGACCACCAGUCUACGAGUCUCUCUACUCUGUCCGCUGGGGAAGAUGCGUCUGAUGAUCCCGUGCAGAGCGUUGACGUGUUCGCACCUCCAGUGUUUCGACGCUACGCUGUACAUCCAGAUGAAUGAGAAGAAACCCACGUGGGUGUGUCCUGUCUGUGAUCAGAAGGCCCCCUACCAACACCUCAUCAUCGACGGGUUGUUCAUGGAGAUCCUGAACAGCUGUGAGGACUGUGAUGAGAUCCAGUUUAAAGAGGACGGGAACUGGUAUCCCAUGAGGUCGAAGAAGGAGGUCACAGAGGUGUCUGCUUCAUUCAACGGCGAUGACGAGUCGUGUCGGACAGUAGAAUCGGAGCCCCACAGGAACAGCUCAUCCCACAGCAGUACCAAUAAGGUGGUGGUGAUUGAUCUGACUCUGGACAGCUCUUCGGACGACGAUCUGGACGAUGAGCCUCCUCUCAAGAGACCCUGUCCCUCCUCCUCCUCCUUGUCGCCUGCCUCACCGCCUAUCAGCAAGGGAGUGUUGAACCUCCACAGCCAGGCGUCUCCGGUGGCCAGAGCUCCCAGCAUGCCUCCUGUUGAGACCAGCUAUAUCCCCCCUCCACCCCCCCUCAUACAGGACUACAGCCACUACUACCACACCCCCAAUGACCUGGACUUCUUCUCAUUCCUCCAGGGAGACAACCAUCAGCAUUACAACAUGGUGAUGGCCGCAGCUGCGGCGGCCUCCGCCUCCGAUGACCACGACUUGCUCCUGAACCGUUUCCUGCCCUAUAGCUCCUCCCAGAUGUUCCUGGACCAAUCAGGGACCCCCGGCAGUGUGAGCAGCGCCCUGGCAGCAGCCAAUGGGGGCAGCAACAGCGGUAGCAGCUCCAGUCUGGUGUCGUCAAGUAGUUUGAGAGAGAGGGAUAGGGAAAGGGACAGCAGGUCGAACGCAGCGGCGACAGUCAUAUAUGGCUCCAUACCAGACGUGAUCUCACUCGACUGAAGGGGAGGGGCUUCUGUCCGUACAGAACUGGGGGAAAAACAACUGGAGGGAGAAAAUAGAAACCGGAGUUUUGUUUUGUAAAUAGACAACUAAAGGGAAAGAAACAGUGCUUAUGUACAGAGAGGAAAAAAUAUCUAUUUUAAAUGUUGCCGUAAACAAAAUCCUGAUGAUGAUGAGUGACUUCAAUUGAUUAUUAUUAUUUUUUUCUUCUUCUGUGGAUUAUCGGAGCUUUUAAAAAAAAAAAAAAAACAGCCUCUUCACGGUCUCCCCGUUUUGAUUCGAUUAUAUAUGACCUUUUUUUGUACUUCGUUUUCACUGUUUUUAUUUCAAUGUUUCCCCCGUCAACGGCAUUAUUUCUUGUCUCAAAACGCGUGUUUUUACUGCGCUUCGGCGUGAAAAGAGAAUCAGUCCGGUUUUUUUCUGUUUUCGUCAUCACUGUGGAUUGUAUUUUCUGUCAAACAUUCUGUGGUCAAAUUCUAUUGUAUUUUAAUUAUUUUCAAGGUAUUAUUUAUGAUGCUUUUAAGUUAUGUUAGAUCAAUGUUUGCUGUUUUUAAAAGCAUUUCUUCGUCUUCUCCCUCCCCCCCACCCCACCUCCCUCUACAUGUUAUUGUUGUCGCUAGGAUUACACAGGCUAGCCUGGAUACCUAGUCUGUUUGUGCCAUUAUUCCACUCCUCGUCAUGACCAAACAAUAAGUGAUUGAGGAGUGGAAUGAUGGCACAAACUGACUGGCACCCAGGCUAUACACAGGCUGGUUAUAGAUCCACUACUGUGGUUGAGGAGUGGAAUGACGGCACAAACUGACUGGCACCCAGGCUAUACACAGGCUAGUUAUAGAUCCACUACUGUGGUUGAGGAGUGGAAUGAUGGCACAAACUGACUGGCACCCAGGCUAUACACAGGCUAGUUAUAGAUCCACUACUGUGGUUGAGGAGUGGAAUGAUGGCACAAACUGACUGGCACCCAGGCUAUACACGGGCUGGUUAUAUACUACUGUGGGUUGUCUGGUUUGUGCUCAUCUCUCAUCUCUAUUUAGCUGAGGAAACCUGAUUUUCCUGCCGAGUUCAUCUUGUAGUUGUUUUCACGUAAGAAAUACCAUGCUGUAUUGUCUGGUAAAAUUGAAAUAGCCGCUAUGUGUCCAUUUUGGGGGAUAAGGAAGACAUAAUAUGAUUUCAAUUCAGUUUAUUAUUAUAUUAAAUGGAAGCAUUUACCUUUUCAAUGCA
Molecule: messenger RNA, 3163 nt
Organism: Oncorhynchus masou masou (cherry salmon)
Lineage: Eukaryota; Metazoa; Chordata; Actinopteri; Salmoniformes; Salmonidae
Gene: pias1b
Product: protein inhibitor of activated STAT, 1b
Exons: 13
Coding region: 26-1942 (638 amino acids)
Biological process (GO): regulation of transcription by RNA polymerase II; protein sumoylation
Cellular component (GO): chromatin
Molecular function (GO): zinc ion binding; SUMO ligase activity; transcription coregulator activity
Source: RefSeq, a predicted model, not a curated record